Hyaloscypha bicolor E is the source of this 1346-nucleotide messenger RNA. RefSeq lists its product as uncharacterized. Lineage: Eukaryota; Fungi; Ascomycota; Leotiomycetes; Helotiales; Hyaloscyphaceae. The transcript has a single exon. The record is from RefSeq and is a predicted model, not a curated record. The coding region runs from base 66 to 1229 and encodes 387 amino acids.
UCAAAUCCCACCCGACAUCUCCUCUCCUCAUCACCACCCAUUAUAUCAGUUCAUUUCGAACAAUCAUGGAUGUAGCAUACAAUCAACAUUCGCCUUACUCACGGCACAACAGCCGCUCAAACACUAACAUCAAUCACCUAACUCUAGCGCCUCUAACCUCCCGGCUUCCCCUCAACGACCAAGACGCUCUCCCAGACACCCAGCACAUCUCGUACAUCGAAGGUCGCUCCGCACCAACCACACCGUCAAUUCUCUCCCGCUCCUCCUCUCGAGUCUCCCUCCGAAAUCAAAAGCAAACGAACCUCUCCUUGCCAAAGAGCAAGUCGAGUACACAUCUGCUGCCAUCCCGGCAACCUCGGUCCGUCGUUACAACACCCGGUGGGACGAGAUUGCGGAAGGGUCACACGAGAGAUGGAUUGAGUCUCAGCUCUCUGUCUGCGAAGGAUAGGAAUGAUUCAGAUUGGCUGUUACGCGCUGGUGCUGCUAUCUCUUCGUCGACGCGAGAAUCGAAAGGACAAGCUUGGCUAGUGUCUCGAGCAAGUUCUACAAGUCUGACGGGACAGAAUGGUGAUGAGGAUGAGGAAUUGGGGCGAGAGCUUGCUAGGGAGAGGGAACAGGCUAGUCAGAGACAUAGUAGGAGGAGCAGUGCUGCUGGCACAUUCGAUGCCGACGAUGAGUUCUCGCCGGUGACCACGAGGCGGAGUUUGAGCUUCGGGCCUGCUACUGGUGGCAGUCGUUCCAUAAGUCGGUAUGGGAGCAGAGGUAAUAGCAGGAGAGGCAGCAGAGCACAAAUUUUUACGCCAAUGGGCGGCGAACGGGAAGGAUAUUUUGAUCAGAGAGCGUUCUCAGACGAGUUUAAUGCGGAACCAGAUUUCGUUGACGCUGAAGAGGAGGCGGAGACUGACGAAGAUCAAGAUGAAGCCAAACAGGAUGAGGCUAUUGUGAGAAAGCUGGCUAGAGCAAGCAGUUUGGGUCUCGGAGGAUGGGUUGAGAGGAUGCUGGGUUGGAGUUUAUUUGCUGUAGAUGAAGACGGUGAGGACACCGAAGUCGAGAUUGUGGACGAGAAAGGGGAGGACUCCGAGUUGUCCUCAAGAACGUCUCGGCGAACUCUGGAUGGAACUACAGAAUCCCUGACUGGUGAAGUAAUGCCUCCGCUGAGAGAUGACGAAGCUGGCGGCUGGCAAGAUGCAGCAUGGUUGUUGAGUGUGGCAACAAAGGUGCUACUCUAGCGGAUUGGAAACUUAUAAUUAUGACCAAAGGUGGUUAAUGAUGGCCUCGUGCUCUUAUACAUAAAUUGCCUCGUACCUAUAGACUAUCAACUGAAUGCUGAAACGUUAAAUCUGGAG